AUGAAUAUGUCUCAGAAACAAGGUGAAGGUCAAACUUUGCGUGACCAACCUCAACAACGGACGAAUCAAUCUCAGCAUUUGCAUCCAUCGACACAAUAUCAACAACAUAGCUUAGGACAGUCUUUUGCACAAUCUUUGACAAACACAUUGCCCGCGAAUAAUCCUUUUUCAGGGCCAACGCAUCAGAAUAGCAAGAACAACUACGUCCCACAUCAGCUGAGUCAACUUCCAACGGUUCCCCAACCAGCCCUAAUGGCGUCGAGUUCAAUAUUAACAAUAGGGCCAUUCAAGCAUCGAAAGGACCUAACACGUGAAUCAGUUCUUUCAACUUACCAAAUAUUGGGUUACAUAGCGGCAGGUACAUACGGAAAGGUGUACAAGGCCAAGCUUCGAACCACGAAUGUAAAUGCCAAAGAUGGCGAAGAAAAAGGGAAAUUGAAUGGGAAUAAUGGAGGUAUGAAUGAGGGAAGUGAUGGUGCUACUUUUGGCGAUAAUGGUCGCAUUAAUAAGGAAAGUGUGAAUAACCAUGUUCAAGAGAGAGAGCCAAAAGAAGGGUCGGCUCCAGCUGAUGAAAAAAUGGUGGAAUUGCAGGCUCCUUCGAUACAGUAUUAUGCCAUUAAAAAGUUUAAAAGUGAUAACCAUCAAAGUUCGAAUAGUAAAAACAACACUGCCGGCAAUGCCACCAAGAACCUCAAUCGUGAAAUUGCCAACGAGGCGGCGCAAUACACUGGUAUUAGUCAAAGUGCCAUUCGUGAAAUGUCACUAUGUCGGGAAUUGAACAAUAAAAACAUAACCAAACUAGCAGAUAUAAUUUUGGAAAACAAGAGCAUCUAUAUGAUUUUUGAAUUCUGUGAACAUGAUCUACUACAGAUCAUCCAUUAUCAUUCACACCCCGAGUUGAAACCCAUACCGUUACCAACGAUAAAAUCGCUUACAUGGCAGAUCCUUAAUGGUGUUACUUUCCUACAUAAGAAUUGGAUAUUUCAUCGAGAUUUGAAGCCGGCCAAUAUUAUGGUAACGUCGAAUGGAUGUGUCAAGAUUGGUGAUUUGGGGUUGGCGCGUAAGUUCAAUAACCCUUUGCAGAGCCUUUAUACUGGAGAUAAAGUUGUGGUUACCAUAUGGUACCGAGCUCCUGAAUUGCUCUUGGGCACUAGACAUUAUACCCCAGCAAUUGAUUUAUGGGCCGUUGGAUGUAUAUUGGCGGAAUUGCUCUCAUUGCGACCAAUAUUCAAAGGAGAAGAGGCCAAGAUAGAUAUAAACAAUAAGAAACUGGUUCCAUUCCAAAGAAACCAAUUUCAAAAGAUUAUUGAAAUUAUGGGUACCCCCAAUUUGAAGAACUGGCCAAGUUUAAACAAGUAUCCUGAAUUUGUUUCAUUUACGCAACAAAUCACUCAGAAUUACUCAUCAAAUUUAUCGCAAUGGUACAAGAUGAUUGGUGGGGAUAAUAAGCAAUGCUUGGAAUUGUUGUAUGGGCUAUUGAAGUAUGACCCCGAAGUCAGGUUAACUGCUGAUCAAGCGUUGGUGCAUAAUUUCUUUUUGGAGUUGCCCAAAGUCACUGAAAAUGCAUUUGAAGGAUUGAACUUGAAGUAUCCCAACCGGAAGAUUUAUGUUGAUGAUAAUGAUAUCAGUCAGAAUGGCGGUAAUAAUGCUGGUCAUAAUUUCAAACGAAACAAUGUUGUUUUUGACGAUGGUGGGAAUAAGAGGAAACGGGUGUAG
Messenger RNA from Lodderomyces margitis, 1716 nucleotides. RefSeq names its product cyclin-dependent serine/threonine protein kinase (gene SSN3). Gene Ontology annotation, biological process: protein phosphorylation. Gene Ontology annotation, cellular component: mediator complex; nucleus. Bases 1 to 1716 code for a protein of 571 amino acids. The transcript has a single exon. Gene Ontology annotation, molecular function: RNA polymerase II CTD heptapeptide repeat kinase activity; ATP binding; cyclin-dependent protein serine/threonine kinase activity. The record is from RefSeq and is a predicted model, not a curated record. NCBI's taxonomy places the organism in Eukaryota, Fungi, Ascomycota, Pichiomycetes, Serinales, Debaryomycetaceae.